Molecule: messenger RNA, 456 nt
Organism: Acanthoscelides obtectus
Lineage: Eukaryota; Metazoa; Arthropoda; Insecta; Coleoptera; Chrysomelidae
Source: the annotation of a GenBank genome assembly
AUGCGACGCCGACACUACGGGCACGUUUGCUGUGCGCUUCGGGGAUAGUGGUUACAUCUGUGCAAUAGAUGUGAUCUUUUGAGCAAAACAGUACAAGAACUGUACAAUAACUACAGGAUUUGUGAAAAACAUUUUGACAGUAAAUAUAUAAGUAAUGCUGAUGGAACUCGGAAGCGUUUAUUUCAGGGAGCGAUUCCGACAAAAUUUCCAUUUACUGUUGAAGAUACUCCACCUAUAACAAAAUUAAUUGUUCACCCCGAUAUUGGCUAUUUCUCCAAUGUAGUUGAGAGUAGUGUGAUUAGCAAUUUGGAUGAAAUGGGUCCUAGCAGCAUUCAUCAAAAGAGUCCAUUAUGUUUUGCAACUAUUGGAACUCAAACUACUUUAGAAUUAAGUUCAUCUACACCAAGGAAGAUAAAAGUCCAAGAUACGAACACUAAAAAGAAAUAUUGCCCGUAG